AUGCCCUUCGGUCCCUUCACCCUCCAAUGGCGUCCUCCAACCCCGAAUCCCCCCUCUCCAACUCCCCUUCCAAACGGCCUAACCCGCACCUACAUCCGCACACCCUCUGGGUCCCUAGAACUCCUCUCCGCACCCCCCUCUGACCCAAAAACUUCCAAACCCCCGAUCUUCUUCGCCCAUGGCGGCUUCGGCUGCGCCUCGGUGUGGAUUCCUUACAUGCAAUUCUUCAGCGCGCAGGGUUACCCGUGUUAUGCGGUGAGUUACCGGGGCCAUGGCGGGAGCUGGUAUCCUGGGUUCUGGGCGCUGUAUUUUACGAGUCGGGGGCGGAUGGCGGAGGAUCUUGUUAGCGGAAUUGAGGCGGUGGAGGAGAUGGAGGGGGAGAAAAGGGGAGGAGGGCAGGAGCGGGUGAGGGUGGUGUUGGUUGCGCAUUCGGCGGGGGGAGCGUUGAGUCAGUGGGUGUUGGGUAAAGGGUUGAUUAGGGUGCAGGGGUUUUGUAUGUUUGCUGCUGUGCCGGGGUUUGGGUCGUAUCUACUUGCAACCGCCAAGCAAGUCCGGGAUCCGUUCUUUACGGCGUCGACACCUUGGCCGGUUGUACAGGCUUUGGAGCGCCUGCUCAGUCCAUACGAGUCUAUGCUCUGGCCCAUGCAAGCGCUUUUCCCAAUCGUCACAGGCCCAGAUGUCAUCCAAUCCAUCAUUGGGUGGAAGCCGAAACAGCCAGCGAAGUCAAAUGCGGAUAAGAAAGCCAGUGUUGUAUCGAGACUUUUCGUUCUUGCUGCCGAGUUCGACGUUCUCUGUACACCGUCUGUCCUGCUAGAUGCCGCAAAGCGCUACCGUACAGCAUUCAUCGAUUGCGUGAGACGAAAAAAACUGGACGGCAUGUCUGAGGAUUUUAUCGACACUGCAAGUGACGAGAGUGCAGAGUGCAACGGUGUGAAGUUUGAAAUCGUGAAGGGAGUGGCGCACCAUUUGCAGAACCAUGUAGAGUGGGAAAAGGGUGCCGAAGCAUUGCUUGACUGGGUCAAAGAGCUCGAUUGA
This is a messenger RNA of Bipolaris sorokiniana ND90Pr, 1035 nucleotides long. RefSeq lists its product as uncharacterized. The transcript has 2 exons. The record is from RefSeq and is a predicted model, not a curated record. NCBI's taxonomy places the organism in Eukaryota, Fungi, Ascomycota, Dothideomycetes, Pleosporales, Pleosporaceae. The coding region runs from base 1 to 1035 and encodes 344 amino acids.